CCUACCCUCCGAGUCCUGACACAUUUUGGAGUUCUCAUUUAUUGGUUUUAGAGGCCAUGGCACAGUUCAUCUACCUAUCACUGCUGCUGGCAACUAUCCACCUGCCUUUGGUAAAAGUGACCAUUACAUGUCACUCAGAUGGAAAUGGUAAGGCAGAGUGUGAUUGUUUUCCAUGUAACGGCAACCGCCACCAUGACCCAGUGAUCACCAACCUUAGACAAGACAACGGGACAUACCUCUGCAGUGACUCUCAUCCCCUGGAAGAUCAGUGUCAUAAAAAAGCAAAUGAUUGUACAAAGUUAGAUCUCCAGGUUGACGUUGACGUUGCAAGCCCUGCAACAGAAGAAUGUUGGAACCUCUGUACUCUUGACUCCACCUGCCAAUACAUAAAAUUUUAUUGGAGCGAUAAAAAAUGUUUCCUGAUAUCAUCAAGGUAUAACAUGAUGGCACGACUCAGUACAUACAAUGCCUCAAGGUGGUCCUCUCUCAGGAACUGCAACGUUGGCACAAAUGACUCAGGAGUUUCCUCAAGCAGUGACACCAGUGAUGUAACGGAUGAUGCAGAUACAACUCCAGUGAACCCAUCAACAGAAGGUCUCAAUUUCAUAGAGGAAGAGAAAAGCUGGAUUUAUGCCCUGGAGCACUGCUACGGGAGGACAUCCUCCCUGGUUGAAAUCACCAACAUCACAGUGUGGAACGCAGUGAAGUCUCUCCUGCAAAAUAAGACAGAGUUGCAGAAAGGGGUGUGGAUCGGCCUGGAGCGGUCUAUCUUUGGCAAACCCGACCGCCCCUGGAAGUGGAUUUCAGGGUGUGUAGCUAAGGAUAAUGCACCUCCGUGGAACAGCAGCUUGGUCGACCCCUUAAACAACCACUGUGGGAAGAUCAUCCGGGAUGAAAAGUCAGAAGAACUCAAGUGGGGUGACGGCGACUGCCAUGACAAGCUACCUUUCAUCUGCCAAGGCAAACUCAACUGUUUUCCUUAACGCCCAUUCUGGCAUGAGAUUGUUAUCAAAUUUGGUCUUUUUUCCAUUUCCAUGUUUGAGGAAAGAGCCCCCAACAUAAUCAUGUCACUACUGGAGACCAAGUUAUAUCACCUGAAAACGGUUUCCAGGUUGACAGCAGAAAUGUACCUUUCACUUCUGUCUCUUUAAUGUCCUGGAGGUCCUACAUAAAGACGGCACAGGGUUCUGGAAAACUACAAGUCAUUCCACUAUUCCUUUUGAUAUUAAUUUUCACUGAAUAUUGGUGUUUUGGGCUACUGAUUUCCCUUUCUAAUAACGGACUGGUUUGCUUUCCUUCUCUGUAAAACCAAUAUUAUAAGUAAUGUAAUGCAGGUUCUUGUUCAUAAUCAUUCAUCCAAUAAAAAGCAUGUGUUAACUCA
Messenger RNA from Sebastes umbrosus (honeycomb rockfish), 1381 nucleotides. RefSeq lists its product as uncharacterized. The transcript is spliced from 8 exons. Bases 57 to 983 code for a protein of 308 amino acids. Lineage: Eukaryota; Metazoa; Chordata; Actinopteri; Perciformes; Sebastidae. The record is from RefSeq and is a predicted model, not a curated record.